UGAAAUGUUUGCUAUACUUUACUUUUUGAAAUGUAUUUUAAUUUCUGUUACACUUUUCCUUUAAAAAUACUCCAUUAUCCUUAUUUUUUCUGCUUUUUAUCCUCUUUCAUACUAUUAUACCAUCUCUCCUACUUUUUCUUUACCAUUCAUUAACCCGUAGUUCUUUUCCCUUAAAUAUUGUGUCACAUCCUAUUGUAGCAAACAUUUCAAUACAGAGGGAGUAUUAAAGGUCCGGUGCUACACAUUUACACAGAAUUAAACAAAUAUCACCUACAUUAGAUGUUCUUACAUAUUUGCCAAAUAAAAAACUAUCUGCUGAAGCCUUAUGACCAAGUAUGAUCGGAAUGUGAAGCGUAAAUGGUGAUUCCCAUCCUAUACACCUCCCUCCUAGCUAAAGCUUGCUAUAACAUGCAGAUGAUACACAACCAAAAGAACCCUCUAUUUUUCACACUUUGCCACUUUAAGUACUUUACCAGCCACACAUAAGUUCUUCAAAAAAAGUAUCUAUAAUUUUUAUAAAACUGAUCAACAAGUGUGUAUAUACAACGAAUACCAGAUUUAAUCUGAAGAAUGAAUUAGAACAUUUGUUGCGCGCCCCUCUAAUAGCUUCCCUGCUCGCAAGGUCUGAGUAUCAAAUCCAUUUGAACACCUUAUUUGUCUUUUUUUGAAUUUUAAGACCAAAACAGUGGCAAAACUACGUUCAAAUGCUACACGCUACUUUUUAGUGUUUUAUUUUAGGAAGAACUUUUUAGUGUUCAGUUAGCAGGUUUUUUUGUUUACCAAAGCAAUGCAGUGACUACUUUUUAGUUAGGAAAUUUUGUGUUUCUUUAUUUGCUCCCACCAAACUUAUUCAUUAACUAAUUUUGUAUAUGGUUGGGAUUAGGAUUACAAAUCCUACUAAUUGUUAAACAAUUAUUAUUAUGAAUAAUGACAUUUGUGUUAGCUAGAUUCAUAGUCAAUGGUGUCAAAUUACAUAGUACUCUCUCCGUCCCAUUUUGGUUGUCCUACUUUUCUUUUUGGGUUGUCCCAAAAUGAAUGUCUUGUUUCUUUUUUUGACAAGAAAUAUGUGGUGUUUAUCAUUUCAUUUUAUUUUACUCAAAUCUCAACCACAACUUUUACUUUUUAACCACUUUAUUAAUAAUCGUGCCAAAUUGAAAGUGGACAACCAAUAUGGGACGGAGGUAGUAUUUUAUAAAUGUUUUUAUAACCAGCAAAUACAAUAAUUGAUUAAUAUGAAUAUUAUCUUAGAAAUAAUACUCUAUAAUUUUUCACAUACGAGGCAUGUAUGUCACAUGAUAUUGAAUAUAUUUACUUUUCUCUUGUAAAUUAUAAAAUUAGUUAUACUUCUUCAUCAAAGUGACUUCUUUUUAGUUAGGAGAUUUUGUGUUUCUUUAUUUGCUCCCACCAAACUUAUUAAUUAACUAAUUUUGUAUAUGGUUGGGAUUAGGAUUACAAAUCCUACUUAUUAUUAAACAAUUAUUAUUAUGAAGGGAAAAUGUACAUAUAUACCCCUGUAAUAUAGGUGGAGGAACAAAUAUAUCCUUGUCUAUUUUUCGGAACAAAUAUACCCCUGAACUUUUAAAAAGGUGCAAAAAUAUCUCUCAUUCUUUAUAAAGGAGCAAAUUAAUCCUUAUUGACUUUAAAUUAAUAAAAUAAAUUUCAAAGAAGACCAAAAAUAAAUUUGUAAAUCGAAAUUAAAAAAUAAAAUAGAAAAUAAAAAUGUACUUGUUUCCCUUUGGAUGCAUUUAAAAGUUUGCUACACUUUCCUUUUGGAUGUAUUUUAAAGUUUGCUAUACUUUCUAUUUUUGGUAAGUUUUUCCCUUAAAAAUACUCAAUUACUCUUACUUUUCCUACUUUUGAUAUUCUCUUUCAUAUUUUUACACCUUCUCUUCUACUUUCUCUACAGUAUUAAUUACCCUUACUAUUUCACCCUUUGUUGUGCCCAGCCCUAUUGUAGACAACUUUAAAAUACGGAGUGAGUAUAGUACUAGUAAACUAAUUGUUAUCAACUUUUAUUUUUCAGUCUUUUUCUAAUGGUGCAUGAGCCGAUAAUUUCAAACUCGGUCAGCACCAUGUUGAUUUCGCAUUAGACUCAUAUAUUCAUAUCUAUACAAAUGUAAAAGCCGUUUCGAAUAUCUUUAAUUGGAUUUGUUUCAGUCAAAGGCAAGACCAAACAUAUACUCCGUAUAAAAUAGACCAGACCAGUUCGAAGUUUAACGAAUUAGGUCAAAUCAGCUCCAAUUUAGACAAUAGUAAAAUACACAUCUACAGAUGUUACCCAAGUCAUGCUUAAAUAGACCAUACCAAAAUAAAAAUCAAAAUUUUAAAUAUGCAACAUUAUUAUCACGUGGAAUACAUGGUAUCAUUUUUUAUUUUGAUAUAUUCUAGUUUAUUAUUUUGAAAAUCCAAACAAAAAUUGAAGAGUUAUCCGAGUAACAUUUUAUAAAGGCCUUUUUAUUCCAAUAUUACCAAAAUGAAUGAAAAAGAUAAAAAAGUGACAUGUUUUAAAUUUUUCUAAAAAUGUGACUAAAAGUCAUUUAUUCCAUAUAUUUAAUCAUAUAUUUAUUUUAUAAUAUUCCUUUUAUACAUUUGUAGCCACUAGCACCUCCGGACCACUGACCCCAGCACCACCACUGCCGCUGCCGCCGGCACCGCUGCCGCAGCAGCACCGCCGCCGCCGGCAGUCACUAUCUCAGUGACUCCGGCCAAAGUGACUCCGGCCACAGUGACUGCCGCCACAGUGACUGCCGCCAUAGUGACUCCGACGCCACAGUGACUCCGACGCCAGUCCAGUGACAGCCAUAAUUCCGUCCAGUGACUGCCGCCUCCCCUCGUCAGUAACCUCUGCCCGUCACAGUGACCCACCUCCCACCGGCCAUAUGGCCGCCGAAAAGUUUUCUAACGUCGCCCUCUCUCAUCCCCAGCCACCGCCGCUCCACCGUCCACUGCCGCUGCCCAUUCUCCGUCCACAACCGCCACCCCGUCCCCAGCCCCCUCCCCUGCCUUAGCUAUACACUCCAGAUCCCAACCCAACCCCUAGUCCCCUAUCCUUUCCCAGCCCCACCUUGAACAGUCAAGCUCAACCUUGACCACCUGCAAUUGAACCCUAGCCACCACCAUCCCCCAGAUCUGGCCGUUACUGUUCGUCAUCUUAGAUCUGACCAUCCAUCAGAGGCGAGGCGGACGAAGGCGGCCUGUGAGGCGAGGUGAGGUGAGGCAGCCUGUUCGAAGAGGCUGAGGCGAGGCUGAGGUGGAGGGCGCCUGUGUGGAGAGUGUGAGGCGCGACAAGGCUGAGGCGGAGGCGGCCUGUGCGGAGGUUCUGAGGCGCGGCGAGGCUGAGACGGAGGCGUCUUGUGCGGCGAGGUUGAGGCGAGUUGGAGGUGAGAAUGGCCAUUUGUUGCGUGCGAUUUGAAGCGCAGGGGAGGGGGAGAAGAAAAGGCAGAUUGCGUAGGGGAGGGGAGGAGACACGCGAGGAGGCUGAGUCACAUUUUUAGAAAAGGGGAAAAGGGUCAUACUUUUGUAAUUUGAAAAGUCAAAUGUCAUAUACGGGCAAUUAUUUCUUUUAUAAAUUAUACGGAGUAGUUACAUCAUGGUAGGGACCCCACGUCUCAGUUUUCUGGGUUGCUCUUAGCCAAAAUCCUGUUAAAACUUCUCACUAACAGCAUAAAGUUUCAAAAUGAAGAAAUGACUUGCAAGGGUAUUCCUUUUAGAUUUUAAUCAUACAUGAAUACGUCGUCAUUGCUUUCAUGUUGAAUUUCUAUGCAUGCAUAUAGUUUGAUUGUUUUUUUUUAUGAAACUAAACCCCUUCUGGAAUGUAGUACUAAACUUCUGCUCAUGCUUUGCAGAGAACUUGUAUGUUUUUGAAUGAGAGUUGAUAAACUUAACACUGCAUUAUAUUGAUAAACAUUGUAUUUACACACAUAAGCAACUAAAAAGCGUUACAUGAAUGCUGUAUUCCGAAAAAUUUGUCUUUAAGUUCUAAACUGGUAAAGAUAUAUCCAAAAUAAUGACUUGAAAGGGAGAAACCGACAAAUGUGGUCCUGUACUCUGGAUCAUCUCUCGUAGUUUCAUUAGUAUUGGUUUAAUUUCUUGUUUUUUAAAAUUACUGUGGUUUACCAAAAGAUGUAGAAAAGGAAGAAGGUUAGACUAGUAAUGGUAUAUUAGAUGUCGAAAAAUGAAGAAGGUUGUUGAAAUACAAACUAGAACAAUAUUUAAAAGAGUAGUAUUUUCUAUUUUAUUCAUUGAAGGGUCAAGUCCCUAUAAACAUAGAUCACAAAGUUAGAAUAUUCCUAUAAAGAUGCUAUACAAUAAUAUGCUAGAGUAUGUUCCUACUUCAUAAAAUAUUUUAAAGGGAAAUUUACCCAAAUAAGACUAAAUAACAAUAAAAUUGCAAAAAUAGGAGUCCCAAUUAAACAUGUGUCGCGUAGGACUAAAAAGAAACCAAACUUCCAAAAAUAACCUCCAGCCACGCAAAGAGAAUCGAAGCUACCGUUCCCACUUUCCACUUAGAAACUGACACGGAACUCGAGCGCGCCGAAAAUUGGUUUCCAAAGCAUCGAGGUAUUCAAAAUUAAACAAAGAGAUAUAAAUGCAAAGAGCAAUCUACUAGCUCGCGAAAAACUCUUCCGACGACGAAGUGGAACUAGAGCAUAGACAACGUUCUGUUCGAAGGUUGAACGAAAAUGGAAGCCUCUGAUUUCCAAAAUGACGACGAAAAGGAGGACUCUGAUUUCGAAUUGGACACGCGGAGUUCACUAGAGAUCAGAAUCAAUUCCAAAACGGUAUGUAUGAGUAGAAGAUUUAAUAUUCGUAAAAGCAUUUGAAUGCCAUAUAUAUUCCAUGAUAUCUCCUUGUUUCAUUUAAUCGGAUUGACAUUCAGUGUAUUAUAUAUGGAUUUCAUAAAAUGCAAGUUCACUAAUCAUUCAUGAAUACAAAUGCUAGAUAUCCGAAUUUGUCAUAUAGAUUUAUUAGGUUAAUGUUAUAUUGAUAAGUGAAUUCCACUUUACUGGAUUAUAUGAUGGAAUGCGAAUGCCAUAAGUAAAUGUGUUUGGAAGAUAGAUUUUGUUAGGUUGAUGUCAGAUAGAGAAAUAUGGAAUCUGAUGUGAGCAUUGUGUAGUGAAUCAUGACAUUUGAGAUUGUGCAAGUGAUGUGUACAUGGCAUAUUGGUGUGAUACUUUUUUUUUUGCAUAAAAUGUACUUGGAUUAGAAGUGAAUGCCACUUGUCUGGAUUAUAUGAUGGAAUGCGAAUGCCAUAAGUAAAUGUGUUAGGAAGAUAGAUUUUGUUAGGUUGAUGUUAGAUAGAGAAGUAUGAAAUCUGAUGUGAGCAUUGUGUAGUGAAUCAUGACAUUUGAGAUUGUGCAAGUGAUGUGUACAUGGCAUAUUGGUGUGCUAUUUUUGAUUUUAUUUUGCAUAAAACAUACUUGGAUUAUAAGUGAAUGCCACUUUCCUGGAUUAUAUGAUGGAAUGCGAAUGCCAUAAGUAAAUGUGUUUGGAAGAUAGAUUUUGUUAGGUUGAUGUUAGAUAGAGAAGUAUGGAAUCUGAUGUGAGCAUUGUGUAGUGAAUCAUGACAUUUGAGAUUGUCAAGUGAUGUGUACAUGGCAUAUUGGUGUGAUACUUUUUUUUUUUUUGCAUAAAAUGUACUUGGAUUAUAAGUGAAUGCCACUUGUCUGGAUUAUAUGAUGGAAUGCGAAUGCCAUAAGUAAAUGUGUUUGGAAGAUAGAUUUUGUUAGGUUGAUGUUAGAUAGAGAAGUAUGGAAUCUAAUGUGAGCAUUGUGCAGUGAAUCAUGACAUUUGAGAUUGUGCAAGUGAUGUGUACAUGGCAUAUUGGUGUGCUAUUUUUUUAUUUUUUUGCAUACAAUGUACUUGGAUUAUAAGUGAAUGCAACUUGCAUGGAUUAUAUAUAUGAUAGAAUACAAAUGCCAUAGGUAAAUGUAUUUGAAAGAUAGAUUUUGUUAGCUUGCUGUUAGAUAGAGAAGUCAAGAAUCUGAUGUGAACAUUUUGUUGUCAAUUUGGAAGUUAUAUGAAAGCCAGUAGGAUGCUAUGGAACAUUUGUAUUUUUUUAAGUAAAAAAAUGACAUAUUGAUGGCAUUCUAUAGUACUUUUUAAGUUUUUUUUUUAGUUUUCACAACUCUGUAUUAAUGAUAAAUUAAUAGACAAUGACAAGGUACUUCAAGAGGAAUAUGCUGGCUAAACUGGAUGACAUGCGUGUCAAUUCAUUCUGCAACCUUCUUAAAGUCAUGGAAAGAGUAAGGCAAAUUUUAAACCAAGAGGAAAUAGCUGAUUUCAGAACAACUGUGUUUGGGUGGCUGAUUGAUUUUGAUAAUAUCAGUUACGUUAGUGGACAAUUGCAGCUUGCCUUUGUAGCUAACUAUGUCAGAUAUGUCAAUGGGUUGGUUGACCAGAACGCAAUGCGAUUUCAUAUAAAGAAAAGUGUAGUAAGCUUCACAAAACAGGAUCUAGCAAUAGUUACUGGUCUGAAAUUGAGUGGGGUGAAGCCAGUUAUGUCAGAAAAACCAACUGGAGAUAUCUGGACACGAUAUCUUGGAGGAAAGACAUUAGUGACAAGAAAUGAUAUUCUAAAGGUGCUAAAUAAAUACAAAAGCACUAAUGAAGGGACAAUGAGGUAUGAUGGUGUCAAGUUAGCACUCCUGUAUGUGCUUUCACAUGGGUUCUUAGGAAAUCAAACAGCUAGGCCAAUGGAAGCUUACUACUUGAAUCUGGUUGAUAAUUUGGAGGACUUUAAAGCUUACCCAUGGGGAGAGGUUGUGUGGAAUGAGUUGCGAAGUUAUAUGAAACAAAGCUGUGAAGCAUUGGAAAACUGCACAGGUACAAGAGUUACAUUCCCUGGGUGCAUGAUUGCAUUACAAGUGUGGGCAUUUGAAACCUUUCCAAGUCUGUCAAAAGCCGGUUUAUGCAAAGUAAUAGAAGGAAGAGAAGAUAUAAUGCCAAGGACACUUAAGUGGGCGUUCCAUAAGAAACCAUCAUUGGAAGUUUUUUGUGAGCUUAUCUUCUACAAUGAGAAGUUUGAAUGGACAGAAAUUGUUCCAAUGGAGCAGGAGCUUGCACUGAUCCAAGAAGCAAACAUAGGAGAUGGACAGAAUUUGCGUAAUGAUAACAUAUAUGGUGGUAGAGUGGAGACUGAGGAAGGUGUGCAAAGAAAGAAUGGAAAUGGUGUUCCAAAGGCACAAAAAACAGUACAAAGAGGACGAAAAAAGAAGCCGAAAAGGCUAACAAAAACAGUGGAAAGUGGGAGAGGAAAUAAAGAAAUUGCUGAGCAAGGAACUUCUAAAAAAAGAAAGAAAGGUGCAAAAGAAAAGGACAGUGAUGAAGAUAGUGAUUAUAAGGGAGAGGAAACUGAGGACAACAUGGAUGACAGUGAUGUUGAAGCAGGAGGGAAUAAAAUGAUCAGAGCAAUGAGGAAGCAAAUGUCAAGAACUGCAAAAGUAAUGAACGAUGUGAAAGAAAUGAAGAAAGUUCAGAAGAAGCAAGCAGUGAUGUUAGCUAAAAUCUUUCGGAUUGUGAAUGAUCUGUCAGCAUAUGUAGUGAAUAAGCAAGAAGGAGGAAUGCCAAGACACGUGGAGAAUGUGGUAGAAGAAGAAAAUAUACCACAAAAAGAUGAGAGGGAGGAGGAAUGCCAGAAAGAUGAGGGAAAUGACAAAAGCACAGAAAACAUUGAGAAGGAGAAGAAGACUGAAAAUAGCGAAGAUGAAAAGAGUGAGACAGAAAAAAUGAAUGCAAGUGAGGAGCUAAAUGCAGGGGGGAAUGUUGAUGAGAUAGGGAGCGACAUGCCUAAUUUUAACAUAUUUGGAUUUGAAUCUCAAAAAGAAAGUGAAGAAGGAAAUCAAGAAAAGCUGAGGCCUGAAAAUGAUAUAGAAGAUGACACUGAGAUGGAAGAGCAUGGAGAAGAAAAUGAAACAGAAGACUGCAAAAAGGAAGAAGAGAAGAUAGGAGAAAAAGAACAAGAGGCAAGCACUGAGGUAGAAGAGCAGAGGGAAGAAAUCCAGACAGAAGUCAACAAUCAGGAAGGACAAAAAGGAGUAGUGAAUGAUGAGAAGCAAAUGACAAAUGAUGCAACAAGCUAUGAUAUGUGGGGAAUGGGAUCCCAAGAAAAUUCACAGUUUGUGAAAGAGCUGUGCAACAGUGUGGAUCUAAUUGAAAAAGAGGCAUUACUGAGAAAGUCUGAAGGAAAACCCCCUACAAACAUUCCUACUGUGUUGAGGGAAAAGAGAAUUGCUAAAUCACCCACAAGGUACACACCGGCAGGACAAACCGCGGAUGCUAAAAGGAGAAGGAAGGAAAAGGCAAAGAAAAGAACACACGAAGAAUUUUUGCCGCCUUCAAGAAAAAUUUAUGGCCCAUUCUCUGAAGACCCCACUGACACACCACCUGCAGAUCAAAUGCAGCGACUGGCAAACUUUUUAAGCAUUGGAAUGCUAAAAUAUAGAAAGAAGGCUGAAAAAGACAGAAGAUACAGGGCUGAUGAAGAAAAUAUGCAUGGCAUUCCGAUGUUGCUGGAUAUAAUGAAAAUUGAGUCAAAAACUUGGCUAUACAACCUGUAUUCCAAUGAGCAGUGGCUAAAUGACCAGCAUAUGGAAGUAGGAAUGUACUAUUUGAGUGUCAAAAGGCUUCAAUACAAACUCAAACAACAGUAUGCCACAAACAGAGCGUUCUUUAUACAAAUACUAAGGCGUGAACAUGAGAAAAUUCUGAAGGGUCAAGGAACUGUUCACGAAGCUGCAGAUGAUGAUGAGAUUAUGCACAGUGUGCAAGGAAGUACAUCAAAGUUUGCCCUACACUGGUGUGAUUGCCAAUUUGUGUACUUCCCUUUAAACACUGGUCAACAUUGGGUGUUACUUGUGCUGGACAUCAAGAACAGAAAGGUUAGAGUUUACAACUCUAGUUCUCGAAGGGGAGAUUCACUGAAAGAUAUCCGACCAUUCAUCCCAUGCAUCAAAGUCUUGCUUCCUAAAAUAAUGGACUACUACAAUGUGCAUGCUAAUUCUGGAGAGGAGCCAAUGGGAGGGAAAGAAUUACAAAUAGAAGCUGUAGAAAGCUGCCCACAACAGACUAACGCGGGGGACUGUGGAAUGUUUGUACUCAAGAUUGCUGAAUUCCUAAUCAUGGAUAUGGAGCUUGAUGGAAUAGAUGCUGAUGAAAUGCCAAUGUUUAGGCAAAAAAUGGCGACAGAGCUUGUUAUGUAUAGUGAAAAGAGAAUGAGUGAGGCUAAAGGAGUGCAGAUGCCAAAGUUUAUAAGGGAAUAAUGAUACAAUGACAAGAUGUGUUUCUGCAUAUGUUGCAAGACAUGUGUCAUUCAGACAAUGUGUGGUUUUAUGUCAUAAUGUUCGUUUUUUUGUGAAGUCAAUUUGGAACUAUGUGUAAUAUGCUUAAACUUUGAUUCAUGUGACUGUUUUGUGUUGGAUAAUUCAGAUUAAAUGUGAUUGUGUUUUCUAUUUCAAUAGAAUGAUAAGUGUUCUUUGAUAAUAAGAUAUAUGCAGGGAAA
Molecule: messenger RNA, 9499 nt
Organism: Cuscuta epithymum
Lineage: Eukaryota; Viridiplantae; Streptophyta; Magnoliopsida; Solanales; Convolvulaceae
Source: the annotation of a GenBank genome assembly